CGAAAUUUUGGUAACAUGCUUAUUAAAAUAAAUAAAGAAAUAUAGGCAGAAAUGGAAUUAGAUGAAUUAAUGAGGGUGCAACAACGUGAAUUACGAGAAGAGAAGAAAAAAUAGCAGUGGUGGCGGCCGGACGUAACGUAAACAAAAUAAUGCACUAGUACAAAAUUAAAAAAAAAGGGAAAAAAUAGAAAGAAGGGAAAAAAAACCGUCCAACUAUGGACUAUCCGAUCACCAUCCGAAUCCUAAUCCAACACACGCGUUCGUCGCCUCCACGCGCCCGUCCCCCGGCGACUUCACCGAGUCACCUUUCCCAUUCCUACCCUUACGUCAAUGUGCUCAUUCAUUCAUCGCCAACCGGCACCCUUUCCCCUUUCACCGAUAUCCCACCCACUUCUCCUCCUCCUUUUAUUUCCUCCGAAUUUCCUCUGUUUAUCUCCGAUUGUAUUUCACUCUUUUUCCGAUAGAUCUGUUUCGUCAGGUUCCUGAAUUUAUUAGAGGUAUUUUUUAAUUUGUUUUUUGAUGGGGGAAUUCAAUGAUAUGUCUCUUGUUCCGGCACCGUUGAUGCAGACGCCGCCGACGAGGCCGCUGCCGUUCCGUGAAGAUUGUUGGAGUGAGGAGGCUACGGCGACUCUCGUUGAGGCUUGGGGACGCCGUUACGUCGAGCUCAACCGUGGGAAUCUCCGGCAGAAGGAUUGGCAGGAGGUCGCCGACGCCGUUAACGCCCUCCACGGUCAUACCAAGAAGACUCGCCGGACCGAUGUUCAGUGCAAGAAUCGGAUUGAUACGUUGAAGAAGAAGUACAAGAUUGAGAAGGCUAAAAUCGCCGAGUCUAACGGAACCCUAACGUCGUCCUGGCCGUUUUACUCGCGGCUGGAGACUUUGAUUGGACCGAAUUUGAAGAAUCAGAAUCAUAAGGGGUCACCGUUGGUGAAUUCUUCGCCGUAUUAUACUUCUCCGAUGUCGAUUCAGUCUCCUCCCAUGGGGAUUCCGUUGUAUAAUAAGAGGUCGCCUCUGAUGUCGCUGCCUCCGGUACCGCUUGCCGUUGAGUCGCCGGCGGUGGUUUUGCCUCAGAAGAGACCGUUUUCGGGUAUCAACAGUUCGAGUUUUAGGGAUAAUUAUUCAUUUACUGCUGCUGCUGCACUGCGCGAGGAUGUGGAUGAGGAUAAUGACGUAGACAGGGCUUCUGAAGACGAUGAGGAUGAUGAGGUUGAGGAGAGGGAAGAAGGCACCACGGUGCAGGAGGAGGGGAUGAGGAGUUUAGCCAAGGCAAUUGAGAGGUUCAGUGAAAUUUACGAGAGGGUUGAGAAUAUGAAGCAGAAGCAAAUGGUGGAGUUGGAGAAGCAAAGGAUGCAGUUUGCCAAGGAUUUGGAAGUGCAGAGGAUGCAGUUGUUUAUGGAUACACAAGUCCAGCUCGAGAAAAUUAAGCACGUUAAACGAUCUGGAUCAGAUGAUAUUUAUAGCUAGUUACUUGCUUGAGGAUGUAAUGGUUGUCAAAUCUCCAGUUCUGCCUUGUGUGCUUUCAAGUUUGAAAGCUUGUGUACCUCUGGAGGAAGAGACUGGAUUAUUGUUCUUAUUGAAAGUAUCAGCCACGACAGCCAUUCCACGUCCCGGUAGUAUAUUGUAGAAAAACUAUGAUUAUCUAUUUAUUGUUGCCAUUGUGGAAUUGUAGUUAGAGGAUCAAAUAUGUAGUCGUUUGAUUGUGCCCAAAGCUUGAAGCUAAAUGUAUUGGGCGUUUCACCUUGUUUUUUAACUACUAAUGCUUUUUUUAGCUGAACAAAUUACUCUUUUGUAGUAAGUGCGUUGAAGAAUUAUGAGUUCUGAUGUUUAAGAAUUAAGAUAGGCUUUUCUCAUAUUCUUUCCCUCCUUGGCACAUGAUAGCUUUGUGCAAUGUGGGUGUUGAAUCUAGAUGGGGGUAGGCUACAGCUUUAGUAAUGGAGAAAUGGAAAACCAAAUUGUAACGCAGAUGUUAAACAAAUCACCAA
Messenger RNA from Oldenlandia corymbosa var. corymbosa, 1982 nucleotides. Lineage: Eukaryota; Viridiplantae; Streptophyta; Magnoliopsida; Gentianales; Rubiaceae. The record is from the annotation of a GenBank genome assembly.